Molecule: messenger RNA, 2636 nt
Organism: Sphaeramia orbicularis (orbiculate cardinalfish)
Lineage: Eukaryota; Metazoa; Chordata; Actinopteri; Kurtiformes; Apogonidae
Gene: psmd11b
Product: proteasome 26S subunit, non-ATPase 11b
Exons: 13
Coding region: 42-1310 (422 amino acids)
Molecular function (GO): protein binding
Source: RefSeq, a predicted model, not a curated record
CUGUACGUAGUUUUCAUUCAGGCAGCAUUUGAAUAAGGAAGAUGGCGGCUGCAGCAGUGGUUGAAUUUCAGAGAGCCCAGUCUCUCAUUAGCACGGACCGCAACGCCUCUAUUGAUAUUCUCCAUUCAAUAGUGAGGAGAGAUGUUCAAGAAAAUGAUGAGGAAGCUGUCAGGGUUAAAGAACAGAGCAUCCUGGAGCUGGGGACACUCCUGGCCAAGACGGGACAGGCUGCAGAGCUUGGAGGGCUGCUGAAAUUUGUGAGGCCUUUCCUCAUUUCUAUCAGCAAGGCCAAAGCAGCCAGGCUGGUCCGCUCACUGCUGGACCUGUUUCUUGACAUGGAGGCAGCAACAGGGCAGGAGGUUGAGCUGUGUCUUGAAUGCAUUGAGUGGGCCAAGGCUGAGAAAAGGACCUUCCUACGACAGGCUCUGGAGGCAAGACUGAUUUCCCUCUAUUUUGACACCAAAAGAUACCAGGAGGCCUUGGCGCUUGGCUCCCAGUUGCUCCAGGAGUUGAAAAAGAUGGAUGACAAAGCUCUGCUGGUAGAGGUUCAGCUGCUGGAGAGCAAGACGUACCACGCUCUCAGUAACCUACCCAAGGCCCGUGCAGCCCUCACCUCAGCUAGGACCACCGCCAACGCAAUUUACUGUCCUCCAAAGCUCCAGGCAGCACUGGACAUGCAGUCAGGGAUCAUCCAUGCAGCAGAGGAGAAGGACUGGAAGACGGCUUAUUCCUACUUCUUUGAAGCCUUUGAGGGCUACGACUCGAUCGACAGUCCCCGAGCCAUCACAUCACUCAAAUACAUGCUUCUCUGCAAAAUUGUACUGAAUUCACCAGAGGAGGUACAAGCCUUGAUCAGUGGAAAACUGGCGCUGCGAUAUGCUGGCCGCCAGACGGAUGCAUUGAAAUGUGUUGCCCAGGCCAGCAAGAACAGAUCAUUAGCGGACUUUGAAAAGGCCCUAACAGAGUACAGAGCAGAACUGAGGGACGACCCUAUUAUCAACACUCAUCUGGCCAAGCUGUAUGACAACCUGCUGGAGCAAAACCUCAUCCGAGUCAUUGAACCUUUUUCCAGAGUACAGAUAGAGCACAUAUCUGGUCUAAUCAAACUGUCAAAGGGAGAUGUUGAGAGGAAAUUAUCGCAGAUGAUUCUGGACAAAAAAUUUCAUGGAAUCCUUGACCAAGGUGAAGGUGUCUUGAUCAUAUUUGAAGAGCCCCCAGUGGACAAAACAUACGAAGCAGCCUUGGAAACAAUUCAGAACAUGAGCAAAGUUGUGGAUUCACUUUACAACAAAGCCAAGAAGUUGACAUAGAGCAGAUUUCCACGUCAGUGUGAUGGAGGAACUGUGUGUGUUUGACCAGCGUGUGUAACAUUUUAAGAAGGGGACAAAGGAGAGCAACAGGAGUCCCACAAACUGCAACAAACAGGAUUCCCCCAUCAAACUUUCGCCUCUCCCUCAAUGGACAGUGUCAUCACUUCACCUGUUUUGUUUUUGUUUUUUCUUCCCUCUUUGCUUUUGAUAAUUCUUCAGGAUUCUGUAUAACACUCAGCGGCCACAUCAGGCCAUCAGGGAAUAUUGUACAACCACAAUAAAAAGAUUAAAAGGUUUAAGAAUACAUAUAUGUUUAUAUCUCCUCUAAGGUUGGGCUUACAAAGCCUUAAGCUGACUCCACUGCAACCUCAAAGGUGCAACAUUGACCUCUGGAGCUUCACCCUCUGCUACCAGCAGCGUAUGCAGAAACGAGGCUUUCUCUUCUCCGUAUCUUUCAGAAGCACACUGUUCAGUUUUUGGAAGGUUGGGAUACUCCUUGGGAUAUUGCAUUCUGGUUCAAGAGCUCCCUCUGGCUCUUACUUUGUCAUUACCAUAUCAAUGCCAACAGUUAAGUCCCCACUGUAUUUCAGAUAUGUAUUAAACACUUUAUUUGUUUUUUGUGUUUUUGUUUAUAAGUUGGAAAACAAAAUCUGAAAGGUUGCCACAUGCCUGCCCCCUGCUUAUGUAAGUUUAUAUAAGAAACAGGAUGCCAUUUCACCACUAGUGCCACUUUUUGGCACUUCUGUUUUGCCUCCAUGUUUGGGUGCAAUAUAAAAUAAGAGGGCAGAGGUGGAUGUGAUUUGAAUGCCUCUGAGCUUCUAUGAGUUAUUCCCGAGUGAGCAAUUCUUCAUUGUUAGUUCCUAGCACUAGUGUGGUAUGCUAGUAACCAAACAAUUUGUAUGAUUUUUUUUUUUUUUUCUUUUUUGGGGGGUUUUGUUUUCUCUUAUAAAGACAUUUUCAAAAUAAAUAUUUUGUAUUUUAAGUAGUUUGUCUUGUCUCUUGAGGAAUAUGACAUGGUACUGUUUCACUGGCUGCACGACGAUGGUUUUAAAGUACAUGUUUGGGAUUCUUCAUGUUGCAAAGUUGAAACAGGCUCAAGAAUAGAAAAUGUAUACAUCUGUAUACUUGAGUACAUGUACUACUUAUUUGUUGUCACAUUGAAGGGAGGAUUAAAAUGGAAUUGUGUACAUGCAGGAAGGAACUAUUCUUAUGAGCCCACACAUUACUUUUCAAAAAUAUAAAAUUCUCAUAUUUUCUUCCUGUUUCCAUAUUUGUCCAUUAUUUGAUAAAACAGCAUCAAAGGGCAUUAAAUCUCAAUUUAACUGA